Molecule: messenger RNA, 789 nt
Organism: Aspergillus niger
Lineage: Eukaryota; Fungi; Ascomycota; Eurotiomycetes; Eurotiales; Aspergillaceae
Exons: 1
Coding region: 1-789 (262 amino acids)
Source: RefSeq, a predicted model, not a curated record
AUGGAAAAGCAAGAACUCCAGACAUCGUUCCUCAGAAAAUAUUUCAAAUCCUCUACAAAACUCUCCCAGCUUCCCAUCGAGGAACAGGUAGCCCUGUUCCGCGAAGCGAUCAGCCAAAAUGCCACGUUGACCAAGAUCCUCAGCCAAGCUUUGGAUUUAGACCUCCCCGAGUGGUACUUGGCCUCUGGAUGCAUUUUCCAAACGGUCUGGAAUGUUUUGACCGGACGAGACCCCGAAGCCGGCAUCGCGGACUAUGACCUAGUCUACUACGACAAAAGCGAUAUCUCCUGGGCGGCAGAAGACGCUGCAAUCCAAAAGGGCCAGAAGAUAUUUACGGGCGAUAAUAACAAUAACAAUAAUUCCUCGUCUACUUCUACUACUACUACUACUACUACUACUACCCCCGUUGAGAUCCGCAACCAGGCCCGCGUCCACCUGUGGUACAAGGAAAACCGCGGAAUCGACUGCCCACAACACGCGUCCGCAGAGGCCGCAAUCGCCACUUUCCCAACCACCACUGCCUCCCUGGGAGUCCGCUUACUGCCUAACGGGGAUUGGCGCAUCUUUGCCCCGCACGGCUUUGCGGACUUGUUUGAUCUGAUCGUGCGCCCUAACCCGGUGCUUACGCCGCCGCAUGUGUACAAGGCCAAAUCAGAGCGAUGGCAGCGUCAGUGGCCGGGGCUUACCGUCUUGCCUUGGCCGGAAGCGGAAGUGGAAAGCUCCGGGCAAGAAGAGGCAGGCGUGGGACUUGCAUCGGGAGUGUACAUCGCUCCGCGGCUCGCACCUUGA